ACAAGGAACUGAUCCUCUCCACUGCAAGGACAGCCAGUCACCCAGAAAGUAUCCAGAAGGAUCUGAUACACAGCCAGCUUAGAGGAAUCAGCCAUUCUUAAAAGAUUUAAAGCUUCUUCUAGUCUGACACAGAUGAAUAAGCAAAUGCAACCCACAAUUUAACAUUCUAGAUAUCUAAAAAGAAAAUCAAUUUCUAUUUUUCUUGGAAAAAAUUAUACGUUGGAACCAGAAGCACCUUUGGAGGAAAUUCGUGAAGAAUAAUCAGUGAAUCACAUGGACCUUUUAACUAAAGUGUACUUUAGCGAAGAGGGAAUUGUUACCCAAUACUGAAACUUAAAGGAGUCCAAUGCACCUGCACAGUCCUUCUCUGAUGGCUGAUGGAAGCUUCUCUCUCUCUGGACACUUGGUCAGGAGUCCAGGAGGAAACACUUCCAGACUCCACAGCAUAGAGGCCAUCUUGGGAUUUUCUAAAGAAGACAGUGUCCUGAGCUCCUUCCAGACAGAUGACAGUCUCAGGAAUGGCAAGGAAGCCGAGAAGAGAAACUCCAGACCUUGCCAUCACAAAAUGGGAGAGGACCUACAACCACAGCAGAAUGAUCUAGAUGACAGACAGGAUGAUGGAUAUGGGGCAGAUACCUACUGCACCAAGGUGUCUGGAGACUGCCUAAGCCCUGGACUGGCCAACUCCAGUGACAAUAAACUGGGUGAAGAAGAUCAGCCCAAGAAAAAACACAGGAGAAACAGGACCACAUUUACCACUUACCAGCUACACGAACUGGAGAGGGCUUUUGAGAAGUCCCAUUACCCUGAUGUCUACAGCAGGGAAGAACUGGCCAUGAAGGUGAACCUACCAGAAGUGAGGGUGCAGGUUUGGUUUCAGAACCGAAGAGCUAAAUGGAGGAGACAGGAGAAGCUGGAGGUAACCUCCAUGAAACUUCAGGACUCCCCAAUACUUUCCUUCAAUCGCUCUCCACAACCUUCAGCCAUGAGUGCCAUCAGCAGUAGUCUUCCGCUGGACUCCUGGCUAACUCCACCACUCUCCAACACCACCACUCUGCAAAGCCUACCGGGGUUUGUGAGCACCCCUCAGAGUCUUCCAGGCAGUUACACCCCAUCACCAACCUUCAUGAAUACUGCACCCGUGGGACAUGCUCUACAGCCAUUAGGUGGCAUGGGACCACCACCUCCAUACCAAUGUGGAACCAACUUUGUGGACAAGUACCCAAUGGAAGAAGUAGAUCCUAGAAAUACCAGUAUAGCUGCUCUCAGAAUGAAGGCAAAAGAACACAUCCAGUCAAUUGGAAAGCCAUGGCAAACACUUUGAACAAUGAGGAGCCAGAUUCAAUUUUGGGGGUAUUGUACCCACAUUGAAGUGUAUAUAGAACAUAUUUCUGGUGAGGCACCCCCACCAGGUGCCAAUCAAAGACAACUCACACUAUAUUCCCACAGGAAUGGGACUAUGGGGCUGGGGACUGGUCUAUCAUUACAAUAUGCAUUUUUGGAUAUGAAGUUUUUUCACAUUUACAUAAAUAUCCAGUUACUAAAAGUAUUUUUAUUAGGGCAAAUCAGAAUAAAUAUUUCCAAGCUCUUGGGUCAUUGGGUGUUGGUCAUCAUGGUGUCCCUAUAGCAUGCAGCAGGAUUGCAAGGAGUUCUAUAGGAAACUUUUAGAAAUCUCACACCACAUUGAUGGGAUCUUUGUCUCCAUAAAAUGUUAUUAUGCUAGUUCACCAUUUUUACACAUUUUUUAAUGUUUUAUUGGGAAAUAACUGGAAUAAAAAGAAACUAAUAUACAAUUAAAAUCUUCUGCCAAGUAUCAGCGGGUUGACAUAAUUAUUAAUGACAGUAUGGACAACUGGAAUAAUUUCAAUAUUUUAAUAACAAAACACAAUUUUCUAAAUAUGCCAAUUUUGUUAACAGGAAAUUAUAAUAUCUGCAACCAAAGACAA
Messenger RNA from Spea bombifrons (plains spadefoot toad), 1946 nucleotides. It is a transcript of the gene RAX, whose product is annotated as retina and anterior neural fold homeobox. Bases 347 to 1324 code for a protein of 325 amino acids. Gene Ontology annotation, molecular function: RNA polymerase II cis-regulatory region sequence-specific DNA binding; DNA-binding transcription factor activity, RNA polymerase II-specific. The transcript has 3 exons. The record is from RefSeq and is a predicted model, not a curated record. NCBI's taxonomy places the organism in Eukaryota, Metazoa, Chordata, Amphibia, Anura, Pelobatidae. Gene Ontology annotation, biological process: positive regulation of transcription by RNA polymerase II.